AUGGACGAAAAGAAAUACGACCCGGACUUCAAGAACCGGAUCGAAUACGUCAUAACGGACAAGAAGCUGGGAGUCUUCAGUUCUACAGAGUAUCAGCCUUGGUGUAAGGACAUCAUCUAUCUUCUCGACGUGGGAAGAAAACAUCUACGAAACUACACGUGGGAGGGCCCGGUGCAUGAAGAAGAUGCAGAACUCCAUUCCGGUGCAACAACCCUCGUUGAUGGCGGCGACUCCAACGAUUCACUUGAUAGUAUGACGCAAUCUUUUGAUUUCCCAACCCAAUUCAAUGCGUCAACGAUAGAAGGUCAAAAGUCUAUUGCGAUCAAUAUCGCGUGGGAGUUGGAACCGGAAUCCUGGAAUCCCGAUGUGGUGCGUGGAGAGGGUUAUGUUGCGCGCUUCUUGGUUGGUGAAUGGACGCUGGCAAAGGGCCAGUCGGACGUGGGUGAGAGGGAGGCAAUGAUAGCACUUUUCGACAGGGUGCAUAUGCUGGCGGAGAGGUUUCGUGAGAAGGAUGAAGCGGAUCGUGUGAGGGACGAGGAAAGGCGUAUAGCGGAGGAGGAGGCUGGAGAGGCGAUUGUCGAGUAG
Alternaria ventricosa is the source of this 585-nucleotide messenger RNA. RefSeq lists its product as uncharacterized. The record is from RefSeq and is a predicted model, not a curated record. The transcript is spliced from 2 exons. The coding region runs from base 1 to 585 and encodes 194 amino acids. Lineage: Eukaryota; Fungi; Ascomycota; Dothideomycetes; Pleosporales; Pleosporaceae.